AUGGCGAACGAAAAAAAGCAGGCGGCCGGCGCCGUCGACGACACCAUCAAGGGCUACGCCCCCUUCAAGGUCCUCCCUCCUGGUGGUCCUUUGAACAGGUGGUCUCACUUCAUCACGAACGGUCAUGACUUUCCUGGUGCCCAGGCUAUGCUCUACGGUGCUGGUGUUCCCAACGAGGAGAUGAUGAAGAAUGCUCCUCAGGUCGGCAUUUCCACGGUCUGGUGGGAGGGAAACCCUUGCAACAUGCAUUUGAUGGACCUUGGAAAGCUCGUCAAGCGCGCCGUUGAAAGCCGCGGAAUGAUCGGCUGGCAAUUCAACACUGUCGGCGUCUCGGACGCCAUCACCAUGGGCGGCGAAGGAAUGCGUUUCUCUCUUCAAACUCGCGAAAUUAUCGCUGACAGCAUCGAAACCGUAACCUGUGGCCAACACCAUGACGCCAACAUCUCCAUCCCAGGCUGCGAUAAAAACAUGCCCGGCACAGUCAUUGCAGCUGCCCGCCACAACCGCCCCUUCAUCAUGGUUUACGGCGGCACCAUCAAGAAGGGCUACUCCGAACUCCUCGAAGACCACAUUAACAUCAGCACCUGUUACGAAGCCUCUGGCGCAUACAACUACGGCAAGCUCCACGCCAAGUGCCGAGCUGGAGAGCCGGGCCGAACCCCUUCCGACGUAAUGUCUGACAUCGAGAAGCACGCGUGUCCCAGUGCUGGUGCCUGCGGAGGCAUGUAUACCGCUAACACCAUGGCCACGGCCAUUGAGGCCAUGGGUUUGACCCUACCCGGCAGUUCCUCGUUCCCCGCUCCGUCGCCCGAGAAGGCGAGAGAGUGCGAGAAUGUUGCCGACGCUAUCAAGGUGGUCAUGGAGAAGGAUAUUCGUCCCAGGAAAAUCCUCACCCGUGCCGCCUUUGAGAAUGCCCUCGUCCUGACCAUGGUUCUUGGCGGGUCCACGAACGGCAUCCUGCACUUCCUGGCUAUGGCAAACGCCGCCGAGGUCCCUCUAACUCUCGAAGACGUGGACCGUACGAGCAAUCGCGUGCCUUUCCUCGCCGACCUCGCGCCCUCCGGAAAGUACUACAUGGAGGAUCUCUAUAAGAUCGGCGGAACCCCGGCCGUCAUCAAGAUGCUUAUCGCAGCACGCCUCCUCGACGGAUCCAUCCUGACCGUCACGGGCAAGACCCUCGCCGAGAACGUCGAGAGCUGGCCUUCCCUCGACCCCAACCAGCCCAUCAUCCGACCUCUCUCCAACCCCAUCAAGAAGACGGGCCACAUCCGCGUGCUAAAAGGGAACCUCGCCCCCGGCGGCGCCGUCGCCAAGAUCACAGGAAAGGAAGGCCUUAGCUUCACUGGCUUUGCCCGCGUUUUCAACAAGGAGCAUGAGUUGAACGACGCCCUGAUCAAUGGCCGCAUCACUCGCGACGAUGGAAACCUCGUUCUCAUCGUCCGUUACGAAGGUCCCAAGGGCGGUCCCGGCAUGCCCGAGCAGCUCAAGGCUAGCGCCGCCAUCAUGGGCGCCGGUCUGGAUAACCUCGCCCUUGUCACCGACGGAAGGUACAGUGGUGCCAGCCACGGUUUCAUCGUCGGACACGUCGUGCCCGAGGCCGCCGUCGGUGGACCCCUGGCCCUUGUCAGGGACGGGGACGUCAUUACCAUUGAUGCUGUGGGAAAUAAGCUGCAUGCAGAUGUCAGCGACGAGGAGAUGGAGAAGAGAAGGCAAGAGUGGCUCGCGAACCCGUGGAAGCCUACCAUUACGAGAGGUGUCUUGGCCAAGUAUGCGCGCUUGGUCGGGGAUGCUAGCCAUGGCGCCGUGACGGAUCUGGAUCUUGGCUGGUAA
Molecule: messenger RNA, 1830 nt
Organism: Scedosporium apiospermum
Lineage: Eukaryota; Fungi; Ascomycota; Sordariomycetes; Microascales; Microascaceae
Product: putative dihydroxy-acid dehydratase, mitochondrial
Exons: 5
Coding region: 1-1830 (609 amino acids)
Biological process (GO): branched-chain amino acid biosynthetic process
Cellular component (GO): mitochondrion
Molecular function (GO): dihydroxy-acid dehydratase activity
Source: RefSeq, a predicted model, not a curated record